AUGGCCCCGGUGUCCCGGUCCCGCUCUUCCGAGGACACCGCGGGCUCUCGGAGGUGGCGACGCAGCUCGUCGGGGAGCCCGCCGUCCGCGCAGGCCAGACGCUCCCCGUGGGGAGGCCGGGCCCGCUCUCACUCCCGCGGCCGCGAGGGCCUCAGGCCUCCGUGGGGAGGCUCGGGCGUUGGCGCCUCUUGCCCGCUCGGCAGCUCUCGAGAGCAGGCCGCGGCGUCCCGCAACUGCGCAUUCUCGUCCUCUUCCGUCUACUACGGCGGGUACCGCUACCGUCACCGCCACUAUGCGGGCGACCGGCAGUGGGCGGAGGAGUACGAGAAGGAAAAGGAGGAGAGCUUUCGGCAGAGGAGGCUGAGAGAAAGAGAAAGGAUUGGCGAGUUGGGCGCUCCCGAGGUGUGGGGGCUGUCCCCAAAGUCUCCUGAGCCGGACUCUGAUGAGCACACCCCCGUGGAGGGCGACGAGGUGAAGACUCAGGAGACCAGCGGCUCAGACUCCAGCUCCGGAGAAAAAAGGAAGAAGACCAGUCAUUCAAAAAGCAAGAAAAAAAGGAAGAAAAAGUCCAAAAGGAAACAUAGGAAGUAUUCUGAUCAUAGUAACGGGAAUUCAGACUCCGACACUGAUUCUAGCUCUGAUACUGAUAGAAAGAGAGCCAAAAAGGCCAAGAAGAAGGAGAAGAAAAAGAAACACAGAGGGAAAAAAACCAAGAAAAAGAAGAGUAAGAAGACUAAAAAGGAAUCCAGUGACUCAAGCUUUAAAGAUUCAGAAGGGGAGUUGCCGGAAGGUAUCUGGAUUGAGCAGUCGAAGGCAGCGGAUACCAUGGAUCUGAUAGGUCCGGAAGCACCUAUAGUACACACCUCCCAAGAUGAGAAACCUUUGAACUACGGCCACGCUCUGCUCCCAGGUGAAGGUGCAGCCAUGGCUGAGUAUGUAAAAGCUGGAAAGCGAAUCCCACGGAGAGGUGAAAUUGGGCUGACAAGUGAGGAGAUCGCUUCGUUUGAAUGUUCAGGUUAUGUUAUGAGUGGUAGCAGGCAUCGCAGAAUGGAGGCUGUGCGGCUGCGUAAAGAGAACCAGAUCUACAGUGCGGACGAGAAGAGAGCCCUUGCAUCCUUUAACCAGGAAGAGAGACGGAAGAGAGAGAAUAAGAUUCUAGCCAGUUUCCGAGAGAUGGUGUACAGAAAGACAAAAGGGAAAGAUGACAAGUAAGGACUUUCUGUUGUUCAGCAGCACUUUUAACAACGGUUUUAUAUGACCAAAAUAGUGUGAAAAGACUUCAUGGUGCUACUGUAUCUACUAUGUUAGGAAGUCCUUCAAGAAAAAUCUGCUGUUUGAGAUCUCUUUGUUAUUUUUAACUUAAUAUGUGCACAUGGCUGAACAAAUAUUCAAAUACUACAGUUGGAGAGUUAAUAAAAGGUCUUU
This is a messenger RNA of Enhydra lutris kenyoni (northern sea otter), 1425 nucleotides long. RefSeq names its product NFKB activating protein like. Gene Ontology annotation, biological process: regulation of gene expression. Lineage: Eukaryota; Metazoa; Chordata; Mammalia; Carnivora; Mustelidae. Gene Ontology annotation, molecular function: chromatin binding. The transcript has a single exon. Bases 1 to 1212 code for a protein of 403 amino acids. The record is from RefSeq and is a predicted model, not a curated record. Gene Ontology annotation, cellular component: nucleus.